Bufo gargarizans (Asiatic toad) is the source of this 5005-nucleotide messenger RNA. It is a transcript of the gene VASH2, whose product is annotated as vasohibin 2. The record is from RefSeq and is a predicted model, not a curated record. Gene Ontology annotation, biological process: regulation of angiogenesis. The transcript is spliced from 8 exons. Lineage: Eukaryota; Metazoa; Chordata; Amphibia; Anura; Bufonidae. Bases 256 to 1389 code for a protein of 377 amino acids. Gene Ontology annotation, cellular component: cytoplasm.
CAGGUCUCCGCUGCUGGGUGACAGUGAUACAAUGUAACGAGCUGUAGUGGAGGCUGCAGGAGGAUGGGGCUCGGCGGCCGCUGCUCCCCGGGGGACCGGAGCCACAGGCAUUGACUACAGGCCUCCUGAAUGUGCCCGUUGUCUUUCGUGCCUUCUUCAUGUGUUGUGGAUGAAUUACAGAACUUAGAAAUGAACAUUGCGCCCCCGGGACAUUUUAAUCCUUCCGACCCUAGGUGUCUGUGACUUUCUCUCACCAUGACGGGCUCUAGUUCCACCUUCCACCGCGCUCACAGUAAGCAUUGCCACCGCCAGAACGUUGGGACAAAGACUAGCAAGCCCUCCCGUUCUCGAAGCCUGCACGACCGCCCCUUGGCUUCGUCUCUUACGCCAGCUCCGGCCAGCGCCUCCGGGAAUAGCUCGGGUGGCUACUCGGAAGAAGAGGACAAAGAGGUGGGGGCGCUCUUCUACGUCAAUAAGAGCGGAUUCCCCAUUGACAGUCAGACCUGGGAAAGAAUGUGGGCGCACGUAGCCAAAGUCCAUCCGGAGGGGAAGGAUAUGGUGGACAGAAUACGAAACGCAACUCUGCUUCCCAAGGUGAGCCUUCCUGUGCCGACUGUACCGACCUACAAGAUGUCCAUGUCCAUCCCCGAGUGGCUGCAGGCCGUGCAGAGAUACAUGAAGACAUUGCAAUACAACCACACCGGAACACAGUUCUUUGAAAUCAGAAAGACCCGUCCGCUCAGUGGGUUAAUGGAGACUGCCCGGGAGAUGACCAGAGAAUCCUUACCCAUUAAGUGUCUAGAAGCUGUGAUCCUGGGAAUAUAUCUCACAACUGGUCAGACCAGCGUGGAGCGGUUCCCCAUCAGCUUUAAAACCCAGUUCUCAGGGAACUACUUCCACCACGUAGUGCUGGGGAUCCACCAUAAUGGACACUACGGGACACUGGGCAUGAGCAGAAGGUCGGACCUUAUGGAUAAACCCAUGACCUUUAAGACUCUGAGCGAGCUCAUCUUUGACUUUGAGGAAUCGUACAAAAUGUAUUCUCACACGGUGAAGAAGGUCAAAAUCGGUUUAUAUGUCCCUCAUGAUCCCCACACGUUCCAGCCAAUCGAGUGGAGGUAUCUAGUCAUCAACAUGGGGAAGAUGGUGCGAGCCGAUAUCAAGAAGGAACUGGAGAAACAUGCCCGGGACAUGAGGAUGAAGAUCCUGAAGUCUUCAAGCGCUCAGUCUCCUGUGAAAGAAAGAAGAGGGAAAUCUGUUUCACCACAAAGAGUCCAUAUUGGCACCCAGAGACGGGCGCUCCGGAGAGAUAAAUCGCCGGCCACAAUGGACAGGACGCCAGCGGACCUCAGCACCCUCAAUGAUGUUGGCUACCAGAUUAGGAUUUAACAAGACCCCACAACUCCCUGGUGCUUCCGUUUGCACUUUACCCCUUCACUUCUUCUUUUUCUAUGGAUUUGUGACUAUUUAUUACCAGGUUUUUGGUUUAAGCUUUUAAUCCAGAAAUAUUGCAUUUUUACACUUUAUUUUUAUUUUAUUUUUAUAUCGAGUUUGCCAGCUUUUUGCAAAAUGACCCAACACUGGGACUUCUCGGAGGCGAUCUGCGAUUUUUAUCUGACACGAUUUGCAAGUUUACAGCCAACGUCUCUCAUUGUGGACCUAUGUUUCCUUCAUUUUGUUAACCAUCAGAAUUGGCACUGCCAAGUAAAGUGUUGGCAUGGCAGUAACCAUGCCAGGGGAACAUCUUUGUGAAAUAUAAAAAAAAAAAAAAAAAAAAAAAAGUUAUAACUUGGACCAAUAUUUGACACAAUUUCUACUAUCCAUGGAGGUCAUUUUGAGCAUUUUCUGCCAAUGCUUUUCCUGUGUGAUACAAAAUGGCUGCCAUUUAUCCGGCCUGUGGGUUUUAUUUUAUUUUUUUCCCCGUUUCCUAGCAACCUGCAGCACAUGGUGCAACUAACUACUCUACCAUGGCACUACUGUCACCAAACUGGGCUGUAAAGGAAUGUAGGCCAUAGUUGCCAACAUUCCCGAAUUUUCAGGGACUGUCCCUAAUUUUAAGAGACCGUUCCGACAAAUUUGGGUUGUGGAAGCCUGCCUACAAGUGGGCAGUUUGGGGGCGUUCCAGGGGGUGGAGCUUACAUGACCUGAAUUUACCAACCGGAAUGUUGUUAAAUAUACAUAGGUCUGGCUAUGAAUUCAGAGGAGAAAAUGGGCGUUACCCAUAGCAACCAAUCAAAGUUUCAUUUCUCCCAGUGCAGGUUACAAAAUGGAAGUUGACCUCUAGUUGCCAUAAGGGACAAGAUUAUUACAACUCCUGAGGUAAUGUUUGUGACACAUUUGGUCUGUAGGGGAUCUUAUUAAAGACUAUGGACACUUUUGGGGGCAUUUUUUUUAUUUAUUAUUGCAUUCUACUCUAAUUUUUCUAAAUGUUCAGCCCCUUUCUCUGUACAGCCUUGAGAUUCUCUAGCAGUAGGCUCUGUGUUUAUACUGUUUCCUGUUCUCCUUAUCUCUGAUCUCCUACCCCCAAAAACACUCAUUAUAGCUCAGUUCUUAUGUUACUGAUAUGAAGGAUAUGGUUAAAUAAGUAUUUGUAAUAUUCAAAGAUGACGGAUAUACAGUACUUAUAUAGUAAGAUGCUCACACCUAGGCAAAGAGUUAACCAUGUAUGACAAAAACUGCUAAAAUUUUAAAUAGAGACCAAUUGAAAAAAUGACUUUUAGCCCAACAUUAGUAAAAUGCAAUCAUAAAACCAAAAUUGCCCUCGAGGUGUUCACAGCCUUUAAGAACAGUUGAUUAGAGGGGUUCUUAUAUACAAGUAUGAUAUUAUAACACAGCAAUGGUAGCUAUUUUACUCAUACGUCCACUUGCAAUCUGCCACCUCACAGUCAAACAGUCCUUCGGGUGGUCGUUGUGUCUAGCCAACACGCCAAAGCACAUAACAGACGACAGCUUAUAGGGCUCAUUUUAUAUGUUUUUAUUAUUAUUUUUUUUGCAUUUUUGUGAUUGACUAUCAGAAAUUAUGGACUUUAUAUGGAAUUUUGCUGUGUUUUGCUAGAAAAAAAAAAUUCCAUCCAUUGUGAGGCCUAUUUUUGUUACUCCCCAUAAUGGGGUUUCCCAUUAGGCCUCAGUUUACUUGGAAUGAUUGUACCAGUUUACCAACUCUAUGAAAGUGCCGGAGAUAGGGGAGUACAGGCGCUCAGCUAUUGUCCGCAAUCCCAUAGAGUUCAAUGGAGCAGAAGCACGCAAGCGUGAACGAUGCUCCAUUCAAAGAGGGGAGGAACAUGGUCCCUGAUCUUCUGGUCGGUGGGAGCCCCAACGGUCAGACCUCCACCAGUCCCCUAUGGAUAGGGGAUAACUGUUUGUAAUGGGACAUCCUAUUUAAAGUGGAUUUCUGGUACUUAGAUAUGGAUGUGCUAUCCUCAGCAUAGGUCAUCAAUAUCGGCUAGGUGGGGGGUCCAACAUGUCCGACUAACUGUUUUGGGCAGCCGCCAGAAACUAUACAGUGAACGGAAGGCUCAGUCCACUGUGUAUUUUCUGGCGCUGGUGUACUGCAGCUCCGUUCCCGUCUACGUGAACGGGAGCUGGCCUGCAGAACGCGGCGUGGCUACUACAACAGUGGCCAGAACGUUCACCUUUUGGGUCCGUCCACUGUAUAGUGUCCCGCUCUGGUGGAGGUGCAGCGUGUUGGAUGCCCACCAAUCUGAUACUGAUGACCUAUCUUGAGGAUAGGCUGUCAGUAUCUGAGUACCAGAAAACCUCUUUAAAGGGGUUUUAUAGGAGGACAAUAUUGAUGACCUAUUCUUUAGGAUAGAUCAUCAGUAUCUGACAGGUGGGGUUCAGACACCCAGGACUGCCACCAUUCAGCUGCUUGAAAAGGCUGAGGUGCAUCGGUGAGCACUGCAUCCUUCUCACAAGCACAUUGCUGUCCAUUUUAUAGUGGCUGUGCUUGGUACAUGUCCAUUCACUUAAAUUGGACUGAGCUGCACAUAGACCAUGUGACCGAUGAACGUGAAGUCACCAGCCACACUAGAGUGCCACGGCCUCUUCAGACAGCUGAAUGGUGGAGGUGCCGGGUUUCCUACCUAUCAGAUAUUGAUCCGUUUUUUACUCCUGCAAAAACCCAUUUAAGACUCAUGCACACGACCGUGUACAUUGCAGUCCCCAAUGCAUGGGCAUUAUCCAUGCGGCUGACACAGACCCAUUCAACUUGAAUGAGUCCGAGAUCCGUCCGCACCGCAAAAAAAUAGAACCUGUUUUUUUGCGUGCAGAGGACGGAAAGAAGGGCCAUGGAAGCACUCCGUAGUGCUUCCGUGGGGUUCUGUGCCUCCGUUGUGCACCGGACCUUCCAGAUUGCAGACACAGGAUGCGGUGAGCACACGGGUGGUGCCCGCAUAUUGUGGACCUGCUGUUUGCUGGCCUUAAUACGCCCAUGGCCGGCCGCGUGCAUGAGCCCUUAAACUGUGAAACUUGUGUUAAAAAUAUGAUUAUUAUACCAAGAGAACAAAAAAAUUUUAAAUAAAUUAAAACCUCACUGGACAAAAAUCACGUGUAAAAACCACAACUGCAGUUUUACCCAGUAACAGUUCACGAAGUACCAUAUUUAGAACGGUCUUUUUAAGAAAAAGCUGAACCAAUCUUUGCUGUCGCUUUUGUGCAUAUUUUCUGAUGUGGUAGUGGAGUGGCUUUUUACCGUACCGCCACCCCCACACGUAUCCUGAAAGGAUAUGUCCACUUUUGCAACCAUUUUCUAUUUCUCCAGUGCAUCUAAAAUAAAAUUAUGAACCAACUUUGUAAGUUUAUUUUUUUUAUAUAUAGACAGCUCCUGUGCAGAUCUAUGUGUCUCCAUGGUUACCGAUGACAAACAAACCCAGUAUCAAGUGUCGCCUGCGGGAUAGCCAAAUGAGGAGGCAGUGGAGUAAGGCUACUUUCACACUUGCGGCAGAGGGAUCCGGCAAGCAGUUCCGUCGCCAGAACUGCCUGCCGGAUCAGGCAAAACGUAUGCAAA